Molecule: messenger RNA, 219 nt
Organism: Talaromyces stipitatus ATCC 10500
Lineage: Eukaryota; Fungi; Ascomycota; Eurotiomycetes; Eurotiales; Trichocomaceae
Exons: 2
Coding region: 1-219 (72 amino acids)
Source: RefSeq, a predicted model, not a curated record
AUGGAGGGCGUACAUCGAUGGUCAUCUUACUAUGACUACAACAUUCAAGCCCACGAAAGGAGGAGUGGAAAUUUGGUCAAAAGCCCAACAGAAUAUCACGGAACCAAAUCCGCCAAUGCUCCUGCAAUCGAGACUCUACAAAUGAUUGGUGCGGUGAUUGUGGGGAAGACUAAGCUGAAUGCUAUGCUGGUACGUGAGGAGACGAUGGAAUGCGUGUAA